GUGACCGUUCGGCCGAUUGUUUUCUGUCAAAAUAAAACAAACCUCUCGUUCGCUCUGAAGCGUAAAGUUUUUCAUGAAGUAAAACGAUUAUAGCACUCGCAGGCCAACUUUAACUUUCUUUCAUUACUCGUCGUAACGUAGUUGAAAUAUAACUUUGUGCAUCAUUAUCACUGUUUCGAUCGGGUUAAAAGAAAACCUGACUUCUAGUUCAACGAUUUUUGCGAAAACGGCUGUGAAAAAACUAACCUAGAAAAAUACAUCGAUUCCAAAAAGUAUGUCCUACUUGUCGCGUCGUGAGCUUGAGGGCAUACGCCCCAACCUGGACAAGCUUGUCUACAAAGUGCUGGGAACCUCGGAUUCGUCGAUCUUAUCAACUAUUGAAAGCAAUCUUCACAGUGGUUUCGACAGGCGGAAACUCAUAGAGAAGCUGUCUUCGUUCCUUGACAAUAAAAAGGCGUCUCGACUUUCGGAUAAGGUUGAGGACUUCCUGGAUGAACUCAAAUCGUCCUCGCAUCGGUCAAAGAAACGAAGUCACGAAGAAGAUUCUCGAGAGAGGGACAAUAAAAAAACCAAAACGAAACAUGAUGAUAGCCAUAAAAAGCCGCCUGAGGAAAAAACUCGUCGGGAAGGAAACGGAAAUGGUAUCGCUGAUAAGGAGAGUAAAGGUUCGAAGGAAGAAAAUAUUUCCAAGAACUUUUCCUCCAACCAGAUCAAGGAGAUGAUGGAAAGUGCUCAAAGGGAAAUCGAGGAACGGAAGAAGAAAUUAGAAUCGAUAAAGGCUGCGAAAGCUCCUCCGGCGUCAGCGGUAGCCGCAGCCGCGGCUGUGUCGGCUAAGAUAACGGCUGCUGCUGCCGCAGCAAGCGCUACACCGCCACCAAUAGACGUAGAUCGUUCUCGUAAAAUAGCCCAGCUUCAAGAGCAAAUUCGGGCAAAACUGUCCGGAACUUUAGCAGCUGUUCUACCGGUGGUUAUUCAAGAUAAGCCUAAACCGCUAAUUUUGGAUGCCGAAGGUCGCACCGUCGACGGUAGUGGUCAAGCUGUUGAAGUCCCUAAAUUGACGCCAACCUUAAAAGCAAACAUACGCGCUAAGAAGCGAGAAACUACAAAAAUCCUUCAAGCUGAGAAGCAACAACAGGAGGAAUCGGCGGAAGCCCACUUCUUUGAUGAUAGGAUAACUAUAAAGCCGGCUGUUCGGAACAAACGCGCCCUUCGUUUCCACGAACCAGGCAAGUUCCAGCAGUUGGCCGAAAGGUUGCGUAUGAAAUCGCAACUCGAAAAGUUGCAGAAUGAAAUUUCACAAAUUGCGCGAAAAACCGGUAUUAGCUCGGCUACCAAACUAGCACUAAUCGCGCCAAAAGCGGAUACACACUCCAACGAGGUACCGCAAAUGGAAUGGUGGGAUUCCGUUAUCUUGACGGAUGAUUUGAAUACGCUAGGCAAAAAUGGGCGAAUCUCAAUCCGUGAGUCUGCCAUUACGAAUCUGAUAGAGCAUCCGACGCAGAUGCGCGCGCCAAAUGAAUCAUCCCGCCCUGUUUACUUGCCAGUAUUCCUCACGAAGAAGGAGCGCAAAAAACUCCGACGUCAGAAUAGGCGCGAAGCAUGGAAAGAAGAGCAGGAAAAAAUUCGCCUGGGAUUAGAACCGCCUCCAGAACCAAAAUUGCGCAUCUCCAAUCUGAUGCGUGUUCUCGGUACCGAAGCAGUUCAGGAUCCUACGAAGAUCGAGGCCCACGUUCGAGAACAAAUGGCCAAAAGACAGAAGGCUCACGAAGAGGCGAAUGCAGCUCGCAAACUAACCGAUGAUCAGCGAAGGGAAAAGAAAAUAAGAAAAAUGAAAGAGGACACCUCUCUGGGAGUACACGUGGCUGUUUAUAGGAUUCGGGAUUUGCAUGAUCAGCAAAGUAAAAAAUACAAGGUAGAAACCAAUGCCAAACAAUUGUUCAUGACCGGGGUGUGCAUUCUGUUUCGGGAUUGCUGCGUCGUUGUGGUUGAAGGUGGUCCCAAGCAACAGAAAAAAUACAAACGGCUGAUGUUGACCAGGAUCAAAUGGGAGGAAGAUUCGGUGAAAAAUGCUGACGGUAAUGAGGUACCCAACUCGUGCGUCCUUGUGUGGGAAGGCACCGCACAGAGACGACAUUUUGGAGAAUUUAAAUAUAAAUCUUUCCCGAUGGAAAAGAGUGCGCGAGAGUUCUUCCAGAAGCAUCACGUGGAACAUUAUUGGGAUUUGGCAUAUUCGGGAGCAGUUUUAGAAGCUUCGGAGGAUACCUAAGCAGGUUUGUGACUUUGUGUAUGCUGUUAGGGAUAACUUGUGAAAUUUUGAAAACUAUUUGUUAGAAGAAAGCUGACGUGAAAAUGUUAGGUUAAAUA
This is a messenger RNA of Topomyia yanbarensis, 2364 nucleotides long. It is a transcript of the gene Prp3, whose product is annotated as U4/U6 small nuclear ribonucleoprotein Prp3. The coding region runs from base 275 to 2266 and encodes 663 amino acids. The transcript has 2 exons. Gene Ontology annotation, cellular component: U4/U6 x U5 tri-snRNP complex. The record is from RefSeq and is a predicted model, not a curated record. Gene Ontology annotation, biological process: mRNA splicing, via spliceosome. Lineage: Eukaryota; Metazoa; Arthropoda; Insecta; Diptera; Culicidae.